CCUUAUAGUCACAAAGGUGGAGACUAAAGUCAGUCCUCUCUCCUCAGGCCAUUUAAUCACUGCUUUAUGCGGACAAGUACAAGUCGGUACAAAAGCCCUGCUAUUCCUACCUUAUUUCAUUAGGAUCGAUCGGACAAUUGAACAAGGCAAUGGAGAAGAAAUAUCCACACUUUACUUUGAGGACCUUGUUGAGCUUUCUGCUUGUGUUUUUGCUUCACAGAUCAACUGAAGCACAACAGAUAUGCUCCAUGCUUGGGGCAACGCCUCCCACUAUUAGAGAGAACAACGCUGUUGGUGCUGUUGUGACCACCAUCACCACAGACGAAGGGGUGACCCUAACUAUUGCCAGUAAUCCUGCAGACUCUUUUGGUCUGAAUGGCAAUAAUCUUAUAGCGGUAAAAGUUUUGGACUAUGAGACUAAAACGUCUUUCACCAUUGACCUUCUUUGUACAAAAGGUGACCAAUUUCUCACUCUAAUAGUAGUGGUACUUAUUGAGAAUGUGAAUGACAACCCGCCAGUAUUUGCAGAAAGCCAGUACACUCUCAAUGUCGAUGAGUUGUCACCUGUAGGCAAAAGUGUCGGUGCAAUUGUAGCGACAGAUGCAGAUAAGGAUCGACUCUAUUACAGCCUAGUGCCAGAUACAGAGGGUUUUAGACUGCAAGAAAACAGCCCAAAUAUACUAGUGCAACAUGUUCUUGACUAUGACGCAGCGACAAGUGUGACACUUAUAUUAUCUGCUCAGGAUACCCUCACAUCCACACCACCUUCAUUCACUGCCACAGCCACUAUCCAUGUCAACAUCAUGGACAUUGACAACCGUCCACCAUGGUUUCAGCCCUGCACAGAAACCAUAGUUGACAUGUCCAAAAUCUGCCUCAGCUCUGGAUAUACAGGAACAGUCAACUUAACAGAGCAAGUGGUUGGUGCAUUGCCAUUGCUGCCAGGUCCGGUGCAUGCCAUUGAUGGUGACAAAGGCUUAAAUGUGCCUAUAAUGUACAGAUUUCCAACUGGGUCUGAAUCUGACAUUUUUCAGAUCAAUCAGAACACUGGGGACAUCACCAUGUCGAAGGCGGCAGAUAUAGCGGGCCCACUGACCUUAACAGUUUUGGCUUUACAGACAUCCAACGGCGACCAGUUUGCGACCACAACGGUCACUAUCGUUGUUGUGAAAAAGAGUGUGAACCCGCCGCAGUUUGAGAAGAUGGAGUAUGAGGGCUUCAUCUCUGCAGACGCGGAUGUAGACAGCAUGGUUCUGGAGAGCAAAGCCUCCAACAGGCCACUCAAGGUCCAGGCCAAGGACACAGACUAUGCUGAUGGCAUCAACCCUGAUGUGAGAUAUGAGGUUCAGGGAAGCACUGAAUUCUCCAUUACCCCGCAAGGCUUCAUCCUCAUGACUAAAAACGUUAUGCCAGGCACUGUUUCCAUGAAUUUGCAUGCCAUCGACUCAUCCAAUGCAGAAUCAACUACAGCAUCUCUCAAGGUGGAGGUCAUGCCAGGGAUUACAACCAUGGCCCCAACCACCACUGACAUGGCCACCACUGACAUGGCCACCACUGACAUGGCCACCACUGACAUGGCCACCACUGACAUGGCCACCACUGACAUGGCCACCACUGACAUGGCCACCACUGACAUGGCCACCACUGACAUGGCUACUGCCACCCAUGCCGCCAUCAACUCCACAACAGAAGGGGUUCUUGGGGCCCCAGGUGGGUAUGGUCCCGGGGACAUGGCUGCCCUGGGUGCUAGCCUGGCUGUGUUACUGGUCAUCUCUAUGGUCGUCAUCGGCCUGCUCGUCUUCCGCAUCCAGAAGGGCAAGACAGAUUGGAGGAAGCUGUCAGAGGCCAACAUCUUCCGUAGCUCUCUUGGGAAAGGUCCCGGCGAACUCAAGGCUGGGGUGCAGUACACCAACGAGGGCUUCCAGAAUGAUGGAGACACUAGCAGCGUGGGAUCCAAAGGCCCAGAGGAGAUGGAUGGGAAGCGGUCCAUCGGGAAUGGAGUGACCUCCAGAGCUGUGGAGGAGAAUGUCAUGAAGGUCUCGGCUCCACUGUACUCCAACCUUCUGCUUGACACCAGCAGCCUGGCAGGGUCUGAUAAGGCCGACAGCGAGAAGGAGGUGAAGCCCAUCCUGACCAAGGAGAGGCGUGUGGAGGAGGGCUACAAGUCAGUCUGGUUCAAAGAGGACAUCGACCCCAAUGCCAAGGAGGAAGUGGUCAUCAUACCUGACAAUGGGGAGCGGGAAGGUGACGACGAUGAUGAUGAUGAGGAAGAGGAGGGGUUUAGAGAGGAGGAAGAAGAAUAUGACAACUCGUCACCACAGACCCUAAAGGUGUUGUUCUCUGAUGCUGAUAUGGAUGAUGGCCGUGGAGUGAGGUUUGAGGAUUCUGAGAAAGAAAAGAUCCAGACGUCUGACCUGUGAGGAGUAGAGGGGUAGGCCUGCACUGGAUUUAGCUUGCCUUGUCUGUUUGGGUGGGUGAGGUUUUCUUUUUUCGUUCAGUUGUGCCGGGUAAGCUAAAUAUUGCUCAAUUGGGGCCCCAUUUAUAAUUGUUGUGUAAAUUCCACACUAAAUAUCUGUGUGCGCCAUUUCUGUCUAAACAUAUUGAGAUUUCUAAACUUGGUACAUGCCCUACAAACACAUUUCUACCAUUAUAAUUCAGACCUGUCGUUAAACUGUGCACACAUGGACAAGCAUUCUAACUCUGUCAGAAAAAGUCCUUUCAUUCACCUUUUAUAGUGACAAUAACGCCCUUUAUUUGCUGUAUAAUUUGGAACUAUUGGAAUUAGGCCACGUAGGUUUCUGAAAGAAAGAGUAAUGGCAAAUUUGAUGACAUUUUGUAGAGGUGUGUGCAGAAUGUUUUAGUUUUUUACAGUGACUUUUUCAAACUUAACAUUCAUGCUGCCUAUAGUGAGUGCCAAGCACUUUAUUGAUUGUAUAUUCAAAACAUUUUACUUUGACAGUAUGUGUAUAGGCUACAGUAUUGCUGUGCAAUAGGAGCGUGACAUCAUAGCCUGUUUAAGCCUAUACCAAGACAGGAGAUAGAAACACAAUCAUCGAUUGGUACACUAAAUAUUGAACAACAAUUUGUCUUUUGCGUAAAACUGUGGGCUGUAGCAUUUGACUUAAAACUACUUUUCUAUUUACUGUGUUGGCAGACUGUUUUAAUCUUUUGCAGUAACAUUCUGUAUUUAGCAAAGAACUGUGACAAUUUCUGAAGGAGAAAUUAUGGUAAAUUGUUGUGGACCUGUCAGCAGAACGUCUGACCUCAACAAUGUUUUACGUUGACUCUCCCCCCAACCUAAUAUGCUGGACUGCCCGGGAAGGCGAGACAUUUAUUCUGCAAUGGUUAUGAAAAUAAAAUAAAUAGGAAUAGAUUCCUAUGUCUAAUCAUUCAACAACAAAAAAAUGAACAGAAAUUGCUUCAUCUUGUUAUUAUGUUUUUAUGAAUAAGCGUGUCAUAAUAGCAACCAUUUGCACAAAAUACUUAUGCCUUGUUCACAUGCUAUUACUGGCCUGCUUGCAAUGCAAUACUUUAACCACUAGACAAUGUGUGUGCGUGUGGUGUAAAGUUUGCGUGGAGGGACAUUCUCAAGUUAAAUUUGGAUAAAUGCCCAAAAACUGUUUCGGGGUAUAUUUUGUAUGUACGCAACAUUCAUAAAUGAGGCCUCUGAAGUGCUGUACUGUAUGUGAAAGAAAGAAAUGCUAUUUUCUGCACCAGGAUCCCACCUGUCUGAAGCAUCACAUCAACCUUUUACUGCAGUGGGCUAAAUCAGGGUCACACAGAGUGUUAGUGUUUCUUGGUAGUCUUAAUCUACUUUGAAACAAAGAAUACACUUCACACACCUGGUUAUGGGCUUAAAAAAAGAAGACACCUGCAUCAUGUCAGAUAUUGAGUUAAAAUGUAUUCAAUUUUGAGCAUCCCAAUAUUACACUUUAUAUACAUCACAGCAGAUUGAAAUAUAACAAAACCGGUUGACGUAGAAACACUGGAUUUUUAACAGGUUUUUUAAAAUGAUGUUUAUUAAUUAUGACAUUUUGAAAAAUAUGAAUAACAUUUUACCCAUGAGGCCACUAGAGGGCGAUUUGGUCAUUUGACUGCAGGAAUGAGGUUUUAGACUACUAUUUUAUUGGACAACAUGUUAGAACUUCUGCUGCUUUUUCAUCAAUCCUGGAAACAUUUAGUCCUGCCAUACUUGCUCUCCAUUAUUAAUCAUGUGGAACUUUGACCCUAGUACACAUCGGAGUCAUGCUUCCUUGUUGCUUACCGAAACUCUGCUGUUCACUAAUCAGUAACUCACUUUAUUGCUUGAUACAGUACUAUUAGAAAAUGUGUUAUCAUACACAAACACAAACAGAAAAAAAUAACAUUAAGUGCAAUGUUUACUCAUUUUGUUUUCCCGUUGUUCGGGUAAGAUCAUUCAUGGCUUGAACUUAAACUUUCAACUUUCUUGUAUCUUUGUAAAUAAUGGAUGUUAAAAAUUAAAUUAUUUAUGUAAUAAUAAAGAACUCAAGUAUGAUUUGACAAACCAAAUAUCAAAUGAUCAUGUCUCACAUGAGUUUGAUAAUACAGACACCUGAAUGUAAAAACGUGGCAGUACAGAUGCUGAUAGCAACAAGUCCUCCAUUGUUAGUGCUUGUUUAUGAUAAGGCCCUGGUUACCAGCAGUCUGGGGCUGUAAAAGAGCAAUAGACUGAUGCAAACAAGUGCACUUUGUACUCUAAUAAAAUAAUCAUCCAUGUA
Messenger RNA from Oncorhynchus kisutch (coho salmon), 4739 nucleotides. RefSeq names its product cadherin-related family member 5b (gene cdhr5b). Gene Ontology annotation, biological process: cell-cell adhesion mediated by cadherin; adherens junction organization; cell-cell junction assembly. Gene Ontology annotation, molecular function: calcium ion binding; beta-catenin binding; cadherin binding. Bases 150 to 2420 code for a protein of 756 amino acids. Gene Ontology annotation, cellular component: membrane; adherens junction; catenin complex. The record is from RefSeq and is a predicted model, not a curated record. The transcript has 15 exons. Lineage: Eukaryota; Metazoa; Chordata; Actinopteri; Salmoniformes; Salmonidae.